Messenger RNA from Ilyonectria robusta, 783 nucleotides. RefSeq lists its product as uncharacterized. The transcript has 5 exons. Lineage: Eukaryota; Fungi; Ascomycota; Sordariomycetes; Hypocreales; Nectriaceae. Gene Ontology annotation, cellular component: cytoplasm. The coding region runs from base 1 to 783 and encodes 260 amino acids. The record is from RefSeq and is a predicted model, not a curated record. Gene Ontology annotation, molecular function: oxidoreductase activity, acting on the CH-OH group of donors, NAD or NADP as acceptor.
AUGUCCACCUACGAUAUCAAGGGCAAAUAUGCCAUUAUCACUGGUGCUGGAUCCGGCAUCUGCCUGGCCUUUGCGGUGCAGCUUCUUGAGGGAGGCUGCUCGGUCAUGAUAGCCGACGUGAAGCUUCGGCCCGAAGCCGAGGCUCUUGUAACCAAGUACGCCUCCAAAGACGCCACCACACCUUCGGUCGAUUUUCACAAAACGGAUAUCAGUGACUGGGGACAGAUUGCCUCUCUGUGGAAGAAGACUCUCGAAACGUUUGGACGUGUUGAUAUUGUGGUCAACGGUGCUGGCGUCUACGAGCCACCCUCUAGCACGUUCUGGAACGCGCCUGGCAUCUCGCCUCUAGCUGAAGAUGAGGCAAACGCCUCACCGGGCGUCUAUCAUACAUUCUCAGCAGCCAUUGCGAGCUUUGUUCGAUCUCUAGGCCAGCUACGAAAGCGGCUGGGUAUUAGGAAUGCGGCUGUUUGCCCUGGUGCUGUUUACACACCAAUCUUCCACCCGGAAUACUGCCGCGAUAGGGUGCACCCUGAUAACCUGACUCUCACGCCUGAGCAGUGCGCCUCGGUUAUGAUGAGUGUCCUAAAGGAGCCGCAAUAUGGCGAUGGUAAUAUUAUUGAGACAUUGCUUAUCGGAAGCAAGGACAACUCGUCUGUUAAUGUUCGUGAAGUGCCCCUAGAGGCACUGUAUCCUACUGUGGGCCCAGUUGGGCAGGAUAACCACUUACUCGAGGAGGAGGAGAAGUUGACUAAGCAACUCCAGGAGAAGGGAAUGCGGCAGUAA